This is a messenger RNA of Bombina bombina (fire-bellied toad), 3191 nucleotides long. RefSeq names its product sodium voltage-gated channel beta subunit 1 (gene SCN1B). The coding region runs from base 571 to 1224 and encodes 217 amino acids. The record is from RefSeq and is a predicted model, not a curated record. NCBI's taxonomy places the organism in Eukaryota, Metazoa, Chordata, Amphibia, Anura, Bombinatoridae. Gene Ontology annotation, molecular function: sodium channel regulator activity. Gene Ontology annotation, cellular component: voltage-gated sodium channel complex. The transcript is spliced from 6 exons. Gene Ontology annotation, biological process: cardiac muscle cell action potential involved in contraction; sodium ion transport; regulation of heart rate by cardiac conduction.
CUGAUUGCCAAGUUCAGAAACCUGUGAUACUUGAUAAGCCACUCAAGGAGUCAGAAAGGGCGGUUAGUGGUGUCUUUAUCUGCCCUCGAUCUAAAAUUAGGACCCUUGGACCAGUCAGCUGGAGGAUCACAUAACAUCUUCUAGAAGUGGAAAAAGAGGGAGGGUGUAGGAGAGCGUAUUGGAGCAAACAAGUAAAGGAUCAUAGAAAGUUGCUGCAGACAGUGAGAGUGUGGGGGUAGUAAGGGAACUGGUUGAAAUCAGGGGGGACAGGUUAGGAAAGAGAGGCGCAGGACAUUGUGACAUCCAAAGAAUAGUUUUAUGAGAUUUCAAAAAAACAAGAAAGGAAUAAAGUCUAAAAAAGGAGAAGAGGAGCAAUGUAGCACAUGAGCAAAGGAAAGAGAGAUAAAGAAAUAAAACGGAAUAGGAGGAAAAAAAAGAGAAGGAAGACGUAACAAACCCAAGGACGAGUAGAGCAGAAGACAACUGAGAAAUCACUGCUCGGGGUCACAGGACUAUUUUUUAUUUGCUGCACGUGGAAACGAUAAGUUGGGAGGACACAAAGGAAAAAAUAUGGACUUCAGGGUAUCGUUGCUGCUGUGUCUCAUGGCAGUUUCCUCUUGCUGGGCAGGAUGUGUGGAGGUAGAUUCAGAAACCGAAGCAGUAGCGAGUAAAACCUUUAAGAUCCAAUGCAUUUCGUGUAAGAAGCGAGGAGAAACCAAAGCUGCAACCUUUGUAGAGUGGUUCUUCAAAGAGGACGGGCAAGAAAAAUUUGAUCCGAUAUACAUUUAUCAAGACAUGAGUGGCUUGGUCAUUGAUGAGCGUUUCAUGGAUAAGCUGGUAUGGAAUGGAAGUAAACAUACAGUCGACUUGCAGGACAUGUCUAUCUUCAUCACAAAUGUCACCUACAGUCACCGCGGAGAGUAUAUGUGUAGAGUCAACCGCACUCUCAUGUUUGAAAGCCAUCUGUACAACACAAACGUCACCAAAUACAUCCAAGUGACAGUGGUCGACAAAGCAAACAGAGACAUUGCGUCCAUUGUGUCGGAAAUCAUGAUGUACGUCCUUAUCGUGGUCCUAACAAUCUGGCUGAUAGUUGAGAUGAUUUAUUGCUACAGGAAAAUCGCUGCGGCAGGAGAGGAGGCCGCCCUAGAAAACGCUUCGGAUUAUUUAGCAAUAACAACAGAAAGCAAAGACAACUGUCUGGGAGUACAAGUGCAGGAAUAGGCUGAGCUCUGGACGGGGACUCGGACAGCCCAGGGGUAGUGCAAGCAAGCAAAGAGGAUGCAGCCUGGUGAAGUCGGCAGUGCCAGCUGGACCAGAAGCUGUAACGGGUCAAACUUACAGAGACGAGCAGAUUCCUCUCACAUUAACCCUUUCACCAUUAGGAAAGCUACAGACACUGGAUUAAUACUAUUUUGACUUGCUUUUCAUAUCCAUCCAGUCCUUGAACUUUCACCGGAAUCACAGAACUUGCUUUAGUGCAGUUGGCAUCAAAUCUUCCUUAACCUCUUCAUUUCCCAGGUCUGGCAGCGAAGGGGUUAACGACGCAAUAUGCUUACAAGAAAAAUGGAACUGUAUUUCUGCUGCUAUUUUUGUUUUCCAGCAAGUUUCUUGGAUAUUUCAUCCGCCUUUGCUUUCCCUGUUUUUUAUGGGAAAGGAAAAACCGUUCUCAUACAAGUUUUUUCAUCAAAUCAAUACAUAUAUAAUAAGCAAUUGCAAAGAAUUAGUUAAAAAACACAGAAUAUUUUUAAAUCUCUUUCAUAGUCUGGAGCUUGUCCCAGAUUCAUAUUUUCUUCCGCAUGCAAAAUCUUGGUGCAUGCCUAGCCCUCAAAAAUGGAAAGUUUUUGCUCAGUAUUGAAAACAAUUUUUUUUUUUUUUUUUUCACUUCAACCAUUAAAUGAGACCUGUUUGUCCUAUUGUUGCCAGAGCUCUUUACAGUGUAUUGCCAAGCAACAGGCUGCAGGCUGGUCUGGCACAACAAGGUUUAAUACCUCUGUAUUUAAAGCUUUAAAUUAUUUCACCUGCACCUAUAAUGGCAAUAAGGCACUGCAGGAGCAGGGAUAUCAUUAUAAACAGUAGUAAUAGAUUCUCCACUGGUAACCCAACUCCUGCCCUGCACCCAGUCUGCAAAGCUCGGGGGUGAGGAGGGGGCGAAGGCGAUACAGAACUUUUUAACAAAGCAUGUUAUUUAUUUUUUAAUACAGAAUAAAACAGAGAUAAAUUAGAUUAUAUUAUGUAUGAUCAAAAGAGGAAGAGUUGAACUGGCUGUCUCUCUAUAAGGCUUAUUUUGUAGGUCAGAUAAACUGGCCAAUUUAGUUUUUUCCAUGUAAAAUUUAGCACUAUAUUUUUUAUUAUCUUUUUGUUUGUUUGUUGGUCUUCAAGAAGCAAAAUGUAACGGUGUUAUUCUCUGCCGGCCGUACAAAUGUUCUGGAAGAUCUCUCAGGAAAGCACGGAAUGGAAAAUGUAGGUUGAGUAUUUUAUAUAACAAGACUAUGUAAAGGAAAUGUUUUAAGAAGGCAGAGCCGUCUCGGACAUUAACAGAAAGACUGAGGAGUGGAUCUUAAUACAAUUGUAUUUGCGCAAAUUAACCUUCCUGACCCUGUAUCACUGUGCACAAUCUACAAACCCACCAAUCAUUUAUCCUUUCCUUUUAUGGACAGGGUAAAACCAACGUAAUAACAGAAGAAGGUUAUGCAAAUGUUUUUUUAAUUAAGGUGCCUCAUAGAGAGAGAGUAUCCUGUCUCAAUAAUCUUCCUCCGUAGCAUAUGAUUUAGUAGGGCUACUGAGUAGCCGAAUUUACAUACAAUGCAUGCUGGAACUUACUGUACCAAUAUGGCUGCAGCCUUGCAAUGCAAGCUUCUAAUGUCUUUUAUUGUGCCUGCUUUUUAACCCUUUCUGAACCAGUCAGCGCUUGUGCAGGUUUCACACUGGGAACGAAGGAGUUAAAUAUGUAUGUCUGUCUGUUUUCAUCUGCUACCACCUUCUAUUAUGACUUUUUGAUGUAAAUGCCCAUUUUUAUUUUUAUCUUUUUCCUGUUUGCCUAAAAUGUCUGCUUUUAUAUAUUUUAUGUUUUUUUUUUUUUCAAGGGGCAGAUUGGGGGCUGUGUGAUAUUUUUCUUUUUUUUUUCUCUUUCUUUUUUUUUUCUUUUUAUUUGUUUGAUUGGAGGACAAUAAAGAUCUCAGACCAUCCAA